GCUUGUUGAACCUCAGUUACUGACGUGAAAUAUGCGUGUUUUUAUUCAUACGGCAAAAUAUCAAAACAAAUCGAAUCAGAUCUUGUUGUUUUAAAAUAUUUUUUGUCCGGGCGCUAAUAUACAAAGAUGUUGAUAACAAGUGGACUCUUGUGCUAUGUGUAAUCUGUAACAUGUUUCUUUCCCCUUUUUUUGUUUUGUUUUUGUUUUUACAUCGAGUGGUUUUGGUGCAGUGUGAUGUCAGGGCAGCUCAGAGAAAAAUCUAGACUAGUACUAGAGGCAGAAAAAACAAAAACUAGUACUAGAGGCGGAAGUCCGCUGCAGGAAUGCCAGCUGACGCAGCAAACACGAACAUUUGAACCUCAAACGUGACGCUAUAUAAAGAGAACACGUGACCCAGCGCGACUUCAAGAGGAACGUUUGACAGCAGUUGGAAGAGCGGACUGACGGGUCACCACAGAAACGCUUUUCGGACCAAAAUAACUGCGUUGUUUCCACUACGACCAUACACAUUUGGACAUUUGAAGGGACCAUGGCUUCAGCGAAAUGCACGAGAUAUUCCCUGUACUGGGAGGAGACCGAGUGCCUCAGCUACUAUGAGAUGCUGUCCCUCCAUGAGAUCUUUGAAAUCGUGGGCUCCCAACUCACAGAGACUGAUGUCGAGGUUUUGUCCUUUCUCCUCGAUGAAGCUUAUCCUGGAAAACAUCCCCUCGAUCCAGAGGGAUGGACUGAUGAGUUACCUCCAGGGCCUGAUGGGUCUUCACAGGGUAAUUCUCCAUGUCCUCGGCUUCUGAAAACAUGGCGAAGAAUACAGCCGCAGAAUGAGCCUUGCCCCAUUGUUGGUCGCCACAGACCCAAGAGUGGCGUUGAACUGCUGUUGGAGUUGGAGAGGCGAGGAUACUUGAGCGAAGGAAACCUCAAACCUUUAUUGCAGUUGCUGCGAAUUCUGACACGGCAUGAUGUCCUGCCUUUUGUUGCACAAAAGAAGAGAAGAACAGUGUCUCCAGAGCGAGAGAAGAUAGAAUACCAAGCAGUGGAUACCAGCGGGGACACACAGUUCAGUUCAAACACAGAUAUACCAUCCUUGGAAAACACACAAGACCACCAGUGGAGAGCAGGGACUGGCUCUUCCAUGACAACAACCACCCCUGUCCGACAGAAGCGAGGUAGAGGUUACCACUGGAGCAGAAAAUCUAGGGGCAAGCCUGAAAUCCAGCCUCAACCAACACCCAACAAAGUGACCUGCGAUGUCCGGCUGCGUGUGCGUGCGGAGUAUUCAGAGCACGAGUCGGCCCUUCGUGGAGGAGUUUCAUCAGACAAGCCGCAGCCGUUGGAGAGGCAAUUUGAACUGUUCAGCCGAGCGAGCAUGCUGCUCCGUACCCGGGAUCUGGGCUCUAUUGUUUGUGAUAUCAAGUUCUCGGAACUUGCCAACCUGGAUGCCUUCUGGGCAGACUAUCUAAGCGGGGCGCUGCUUGAGGCACUGAAAGGAGUCUUCAUCACAGACUCUUUGAAAAGGGCAGCGGGACAGGAGGGGGUCCGGCUGCUUGUCAGUGUGGAUCAGGAUGACUAUGAGGAUGGCAGGGAGGUGUUGCUCAGAGGCCAGACACAUAAUAGGACAAACUGGGGAACACAAAGUUUGCCCUGAAAAAUGUCCGUUUCACUCAGGACCUUCAGCUAUGAUGGAUGAAGAUGUUUUGCCUUUUCAUUUCAUUGCCCAUUGAGUGCUGGCGACACUGGGAAGGAGAGCCUGUUGGAAGAGUCUAGAUUAAACUGGGCAGCCGUUUUGUUGGACACUGACUGUAUCUAAAGGAAAAAUGAUUCUUGACUGUUCAGAGGUUAGGUUCAAGUAUAGGGCUGGCUCUCUCUCUCCACUGCAGGUCAGUUUAAACAUGGACAAACACACACCCAUAGAAAACAAAAGUAGGAGGUUCUGCAUCUGUUCUACUUAGUCUGUCACAGGUGGUAUGUGGAUAGAAUCUGUUUCCAAAUGUGAUGACAUACAAUGAACCAUUGAAUUCAAGUUAUGUGUUUAGCUUUGUUUGGGAAAUGUAAAAUAACCUCUUUGAUAAAAGAUAGGAAUGAUGGGAAUACACAACAAAUAUGUAACCCAAAAGGAUGUGCAAAUCAAUGAUUAAUAAACAUUCAAAUGCAUAGUUAACAAAAAGAUUAUGUAGUUUUUUUUUUAUUUUUAUAUAUCUCCUGUUUGAAAAGGUUUUGAAAGAUUGAAUAAUAACUUCUUAAGAGUUUGGAGCUGGUAACAAUGCUUCAGAUGACCAAAUGUAGACUUCCACCAUUGGACCGUUUAAUAUGUUGUAUAACUUAACUGCUCCAGAGUGCUCUGUUGUACUGCUUAUGAGAGUCAACUUAGAUGACUUUGGAAAUCCUUUAUACACUACCUGACUGGAACAAAUCUAUCAAAGCUGCCAAAUUUGAAGAUGUAUUGAGGAUCAGGCAAUGCCACAAGUUGGAACAGAGAUUAACUCUGCAUUUUACAGCAAAGACUUUCUACAGUGUACACCACUCUGCGACUACAUGUGUCCCUACAACUCAGUUACUGUUAUUUGUCUCAGAAACAAGGUUCUGGAUUAUCAAGGCCUUCAGAUGCCUUUGUAAAAUGUUGAUAGAAAAAAAUGUUAGUUAAUUAGAUGACCACUGAUUUGACACACAACCAGACUAACCUCUCUGGUCAUGUUUCUGGGUUAUUGUGUUCUUAUAAAGCAAGCAUGUGUUGACCCUUUUGUUAUAUUUGUACUCCUAUGACAAAGAAGAUAAAAGUUCAGUAGUAUGUAGUGGUAAUUCAGUUUGGAACAGUCCUGACAUGUCACUGAUAUAAGUGAAUUGGGAGUGGAACAUUGAACGCUUUUGUGUUUUCAUGUUUUUGUUUAAAAUGAUAUUACUUGAUAUUGUUUU
Messenger RNA from Sinocyclocheilus anshuiensis, 2907 nucleotides. RefSeq names its product DNA-binding death effector domain-containing protein 2-like. Gene Ontology annotation, biological process: regulation of apoptotic process; apoptotic process; extrinsic apoptotic signaling pathway via death domain receptors. The transcript is spliced from 7 exons. NCBI's taxonomy places the organism in Eukaryota, Metazoa, Chordata, Actinopteri, Cypriniformes, Cyprinidae. Gene Ontology annotation, cellular component: nucleolus. Bases 530 to 1642 code for a protein of 370 amino acids. The record is from RefSeq and is a predicted model, not a curated record. Gene Ontology annotation, molecular function: DNA binding; protein binding.